AUGCUCUUGCAGAACGCAGCAAUCGAGGACAAUGUGGAGACAUUUGCCGAGAUGGUGAGAUCAAGCCCGCCGCAAGACAUGUCCCUUCUAGGUCCGUCCCUCCCCGUGCGGUUCGAGGUAACAAGAAGCGACGAUACUAAACCAUGUUAGCUUUCUACUAUGCUUUAGAUGUCAUCUCCCAGUCCACCUUUGGCAAGAGAUUCGAGACUAUGCGCAACCCGCGCCAUCGCUGGAUGUGCAAACAUCUCGAAAGAGGCAACAGACACAUGUACUUGCAGCUAGCUUGGCCGCGACUCUUCAAGGUGUUGGCAAUAUUCUUCAAUGAGAACCGCCUCACGUAUCCGGAAUACCAUGAAGAAUCGAAGAUGUUUCUGAACCUCUGCCAUUCUCAUCUCGAAGAAGGAUUGAAGAGGAAGGGCCAGGGCGAACCGAUCUAUGAAUUGAUGAAGGCCGAUCAACCGAAGGAAAUAUCGCAAGACGAGCUCUAUGUGGAUGCCUUCUCGUUCAUGCGUGGUGGUAGGUCUCGGUCGGAUCCAGGCGAUGUUGGUGUUGCUAAUCCCCUCGACUAGGCGGUGACAUGGUAGCGGUCACCAUCGCGGCUGCAUUCCAUUACAUCACUCAAGAUGGCGACGUCCUGCAGAGGCUCACUGCAGAGGUUAGAAGCACAUUCGGUACCAGUGAGACUCCUUUCAUAGGUCCAAAGCUGGAGUCCUGUAGGUACCUCCGGGCCUGCGUCGAUGAGGCUCUCAGGAUGGCACCACCCGGUCCUGGGGUGUUCUGGCGCACUUCUUCAGCCGACCUCAAUAUCGACGGCGUGAGGCUUCCAGCGGGGACAGACUUUGGCUGCAGUAUCUUUGCACUACACUACAACGAAGAGAUCUUCCCGGAGCCGCUAUCCUUUCGGCCAGAGCGAUUCCUCGAAGCAGGCGCGAGGGAUGGGGGAUUCAUGCCGUUCGUGAGAGGCUUCCGGUCUUGUCCGGCGCAGAAGCUGGCGUAUCCAACGAUACUGCUGCCGGUUGCGCGACUUGUGUGGGAGUUUGAUCUCUCUGCGGUGCCACAGACAACACGCAAGGACCCGGUUCCAAUCAAGGAGUACUACCGCGAAGUCUUCGGCAAGAACGAGCCCGCUCUGGAUCAGCUGUACCUGCAAGUCGAUGUUUUCGGCUCCAGGAUCGAAGGUCCGGUGCUCCGCUGUGCACCUCACGGUUAG
Molecule: messenger RNA, 1210 nt
Organism: Lecanosticta acicola
Lineage: Eukaryota; Fungi; Ascomycota; Dothideomycetes; Mycosphaerellales; Mycosphaerellaceae
Source: the annotation of a GenBank genome assembly